Trichechus manatus latirostris (Florida manatee) is the source of this 825-nucleotide messenger RNA. RefSeq names its product nei like DNA glycosylase 3 (gene NEIL3). The record is from RefSeq and is a predicted model, not a curated record. The transcript is spliced from 6 exons. Gene Ontology annotation, molecular function: DNA-(apurinic or apyrimidinic site) endonuclease activity; DNA N-glycosylase activity; damaged DNA binding. Lineage: Eukaryota; Metazoa; Chordata; Mammalia; Sirenia; Trichechidae. Bases 1 to 825 code for a protein of 274 amino acids. Gene Ontology annotation, biological process: base-excision repair.
AUGCAUGCAGGGAGAAAAACACCUACUCUCAGACUCUAUUAUAGCAAGGGCUGGCCAUACGAUGACAUGGUUUGGUCAACGAGCUUAGCUAAAGCCACUGGGGCUGCUGCACUGAGUAAUAAUAAAGAUUCCAGCCGGAAUUUCUUGAGACUGUUUAAUGGAUAUGCUUACAGUGGCGUGGAGACUUUGGGGAAGGAGCUCUUUAUGUACUUUGGGCCCAAAGCUUUGCGGAUUCAUUUUGGAAUGAAAGGCUCCAUCAUGAUUAAUCCACUUGGGCAUAAAAAUAAAAAUGGAGUUUCUCCUGUUUUUGAAGUGCAGCUCACCAAAGAUUUGAUUUGUUUCUUUGAUUCAUCCGUAGAACUCAGAAACUCAGUGGAAAGCCAACAGAGAAUAAGAAUGAUGGAAGAGUUAGAUGUGUGUUCACCUAAAUUCUGUUUCUCAAGGGCAGAAAGGGAAGUUAAAAAACAGAAAGGUCGUAUGCUCUGUGAUGUGUUGAUGGAUCAGAAAGUGCUGCCUGGGGUUGGAAACAUCAUCAAAAACGAAGCUCUCUUUGACAGUGGUCUCCACCCAGCUGUUAAAGUUUGUCAGUUAACAGAUGAACAGACCCUUCACCUUGUGAAAAUGAUCCGUAAUUUCAGCAUUCUGUUUUACAGGUGCAAUAAAGCAGGGUAUGCUGUCUCCAAACACUAUAAGGUUUAUAAGCGUCCUAACUGUGGUCAGUGCUGCUGCAAAAUAAUUGUGUGUCGCUUAGGGGAGAAUAACAGAAUGACGUAUUUCUGCCCUCAGUGUCAAAAAGAAAAUCCUCGACAUGUUGACAUAAGGUAA